Molecule: messenger RNA, 1707 nt
Organism: Nicotiana tabacum (common tobacco)
Lineage: Eukaryota; Viridiplantae; Streptophyta; Magnoliopsida; Solanales; Solanaceae
Product: UDP-galactose/UDP-glucose transporter 5B
Biological process (GO): transmembrane transport; 3'-phosphoadenosine 5'-phosphosulfate transport
Cellular component (GO): endoplasmic reticulum membrane; Golgi membrane
Molecular function (GO): 3'-phosphoadenosine 5'-phosphosulfate transmembrane transporter activity
Source: RefSeq, a predicted model, not a curated record
AAUUAAAAAAAGAAACAUAAAAAGGAAAAGCGGUGAAAGCAUAAACCCGCCGGCGGAAACGCUAAAUCGGUCUUUUCUGUCAGUCUAAAAGCUCACUCACUCUUCCUUACCUCCCGGAGUUAAAUCAACAGCGAUCUGCAGAACUGAACUCCGGCGACCGUCCGUACAUUUCUCAGCCGUGAUGUUUUGUGUGUUGAAUUGUAGAUAGAGACGGCGACGGCGACAGCGGGUAAUUGGAUGGGAUAUGGCGGAGCCACUAUCGCCGCCGGUGAAGGACAACAAGGUGCUCAAAGGAGCUUUUGCAGUGGGUGGAAUCAUGUCUACUCUCGUCAUCUAUGGAAUCUUACAGGAAAAGAUCAUGAGAGUUCCCUAUGGCCCUAAUAAGGACUACUUUAUAUACUCAUUAUUUCUUGUCUUUUGCAAUCGGAUUAGCACCUCUGCAGUCUCUGCUGGAGUUUUACUGGCAAGUAAGAAGGCAUUGGACCCAGUAGCUCCAAUCCAUAAGUAUUGUAUUGUUUCAGUGUCUAACAUCCUCACAACAACUUGUCAGUACGAGGCUCUCAAAUAUGUCAGCUUUCCAGUUCAAACCCUGGCAAAAUGUGCCAAAAUGAUACCUGUAAUGAUAUGGGGCACUAUCAUCAUGCAAAAGAAGUACAAAGGGCAGGACUAUUUCUUUGCAUUCAUAGUCACACUUGGCUGUUCGUUAUUUAUUCUGUAUCCGGCAGAAGGUGAUAUUAGCCCUUACAGUAGAGGAAGGGAAAGCACCAUUUGGGGAGUUUCUCUUAUGAUGGGUUAUCUUGGGUUUGAUGGAUUUACGAGCACGUUCCAGGAUAAACUUUUUAAAGGCUAUGAGAUGGAAAUACACACUCAGAUAUUCUACACAACUGUCUGUUCUUGUCUUCUUAGUUUCACUGGUCUAAUCAUGCAGGGCAAUCUUCUCAUGGCAAUUGAUUUUGUAUCUCGCCAUCAUGAUUGCUUCUUUGACAUUGCUCUGCUUUCGACUGUAGCAACAGCUAGUCAAUUCUUUAUCUCGUACACAAUCCGCACAUUUGGUGCUCUAACCUUUGCCACCAUAAUGACCACAAGACAGUUGGUGAGCAUUUUGCUGUCUUGCUUGUGGUUUGCUCAUCCCCUCAGCUGGGAGCAAUGCCUAGGAGCUGUUAUUGUCUUUGGGACCCUUUAUGCGAGAAGCUUUUUGAAUAAUAAAAAGAAACUAUUAACAUCGGACAAUACGGAAAAUAGAGCUUCAAGUCCACCAAAAGGGAAUCCAUAACAUGUCCUUGAAGGAUUCUGACCCUUGCAGUAACUAAUUUGUAGUAGCUCUCGGCAACUUAAGCUGCUUUGAUUUAAAUCUAACUAAAGAUGGAAUAGAUAGGAAUUUUAUUUUUGGUUACUCCGUGUGGAAGGCUAGCGUGCUGGUUCAUAACAACCUGCAUCAAUGAUUUGAUAUGCAUUUGAAAGAAACUUUGAGAGCCUGCCUCAUAUAUUUGCUCUUGUUGAAUUACACCCUCGUCAGCUAUAGAAGCUAUCUGAAUUUUGUCCUUCCAAGUCUCUAUGUAUCCCCCCACCCCAAAAAAAAAAAAAAAAAAAAAAAAAAAAAAAAACACCCCCUAUGGUCCUUUAGAAGGGCUUAGUUUUGGGUAGAAGAAACAUAUACUCUUAUCUACUAAACAAGUUGUGAGUUGUGAGUUGUGACCACUUUCUGUA